This is a messenger RNA of Penicillium lagena, 903 nucleotides long. RefSeq lists its product as uncharacterized. The coding region runs from base 1 to 903 and encodes 300 amino acids. The record is from RefSeq and is a predicted model, not a curated record. Lineage: Eukaryota; Fungi; Ascomycota; Eurotiomycetes; Eurotiales; Aspergillaceae. The transcript has 4 exons.
AUGAUUGAACGCGCAAGCGCCGCCCCUACUCCUACUACAGCGGAUUUAAGGCUUUGGCGAAAGGGUAUAGAUAACACGUUACUACAACUUCCCUCCUACUACAUACUUAACUACAACUUCACUCGCAUUAAUCUCUGGUGGCUUAGACGGUACGUUCGUUCGAUUAUUCUACUAGAACAGUCUCGUCGAGAUGCCUUACCAUCCGAUACUAUCGGAGAAGAGCCAUGCAAUUAUGACCAAAGCGCACCUACGCCAGCAAAUAUAUUCGAUAAUUAUAGGCUUCGUGGAAAUCUCCUAUCUUACCUAUCCAUCUUCGAAUACUACAUGAUAGUACGUACCAAGAGACGCCAGGAUGCGACAACAGAAGACCUUCGCUUGCGAGUAGGACAGGAUCUAAUGGGCGCUUUAAUUACCUUACUCGUGUACGAGAUUAUUCCCCUAAAUAAGAAACAACGUAUCGUUAUAGAGAAGGUGCUCGGCGAAGUACUCAUCUACGCUAACCAUCUAUAUGAUCCUUUGCUACGGAAGCAAACACUCCUCUACGUCGGAGGUAAAUGUAGAGUGGGCAAGAGCCAGAUAAUCAAAGCGAUUGUCGCCGCGAUAGAUCUAAUCAACCGUAAGAACGAAGUCAUCCUAAUGGCCCUAACAGGCGCAGCGGCUAAUGUCAUUAGAGGAGGCAUAUACUAUACAUCUCUUAGGAUUUCUUUAAACCGUUAUCAGCGAGCUAUAGUGGGACUAAGGUCGCCAAAAACUAUUAUGAUAAUAGACGAGAUGAGCAUAGUAGACCUCACCGCGCUUAGCAUCAUCAACACCCACUACAAGAGCACGCGAUCCCUUGACAGAUCCUCUCUAGACCUCUUUAGUGGUUUACCCAUAGUCAUUCUCAUAGGAGAUUUUUACUAA